Molecule: messenger RNA, 522 nt
Organism: Nicotiana tabacum (common tobacco)
Lineage: Eukaryota; Viridiplantae; Streptophyta; Magnoliopsida; Solanales; Solanaceae
Source: RefSeq, a predicted model, not a curated record
AUGGCGAUGCAUUUUAGUGGCCGUUUGGUGGCAGGAGGGAAGCGCACACGCAAAAGCAGCAAAGCAAUUCAGUUAGUAGGAACAAGGGUAGUGCAUCGGGUUUCUCAGCAUACUGAAUACAACAAGUCGAAAGUCCAUGUGAUAUUUAAGGGAAUUGGUACCUCCCGUCUCCUGUUUCUCUUUCUCAUUUGCACUUACGCGCCGCAAGCGGGUUUGGACGAAGAGGUCAAAAGACGCUUCUGGAAGGCGUUGGAUGAGGUGGUGCGGGGUACUUCACCUACGGAGAAGUUAUUUAUAAGAGGGGAUUUUAAUGGUCAUAUUGGGACAUCUGUUGGUGGCUAUGGCGAGGUGCACGGUGGCUUCGGAUUUGGGCUCCAACAUGACAUCAAGGUUGGAACUCCAUGCUCGUAUGCCUUCAAUGAGGCAACUCCGAACUCGCAAGCAACGACCUUCGAGCCUAAGCAAACUCGAUACUCGCAGACUUUCACCAAUCGACACUCACUGAAAAACCCGAGGCCAUAA